Messenger RNA from Brugia pahangi, 381 nucleotides. Lineage: Eukaryota; Metazoa; Nematoda; Chromadorea; Rhabditida; Onchocercidae. The record is from the annotation of a GenBank genome assembly.
AUGCAUAUGCGACAACUGCUUGCUGUUGAGUUUGCUUUUGUAGCUUAUUUUCAAGUUUCACGUGGUGACGUGAGUCAUGCUAGCAAUGAUGUGUCAUCUACCGCGAAAGUGGUGCGGGAAUGCUCCAUGCGUGGAGUAUGCGGACGCCGUGGCGCCAUGCAUCAAACGUGUCCUUAUCAUGGACCACCUUUGCGAAUAUCCGUGGAAAAACAUCGGCAAACAUUGGCAUCACUAUGCCCUCACCUGUUUCAAGGAGAGAGUCAUGAUCGGGUUGAAAGUGGCGGUACGGGGUUGUUGUUUCGACGAGCUGAGCAUCCCCGCAGUGUUUACUCCGAGGUGAAAACAGGGGCAGCGAAGGAAAACAUAUAUCUUUCUGCAUAA